GCUGGAACACUGAUGGUCUACAACUCUACUUGCACGGCUCAAUUGUAGGGCCAAUUUGAUAUGCAGAGACUACGGAGGAAUUUAACACCUAAAUUUGCGUGAAAGAUCCUGUUCCAUAGGAAAUGGAAAUUAAUUCUAAUGUGGCCUUCCUAUGUUUAAAUGUCAGAUAAAAUUUUCGAAUGAGAUUUAAACCUUCCAGAAUUUCUUAAAUUUUCGAUCAUUCAAGGUGGAGCUCAACAUCAGUCGCAAAAGCCUGCAGGAUGAUAAGCAGAUAUGAGCUUUGAGUUCAAAGGGGCUACCAGUGUUUCAGAACUUGCAUGUUCAGAGCCUCAGAGGUUGGAGCUGUGGCCUGAGGGAGGCAGGGAGCGCGUGAGAGGCGUCUGGCGGCGGCUAGUUCCGAGAAUCCGAGUCCUCGGACGACCUGGGCGACGAUUUCAUGAGACCGGCCAGGUCAAUGAAACGGGCGAAGCGAGAGAAGGCAGCGAAGGAGGCGGCUUCUCCGGGAAGCGCUGGCGCCAACAAGAAGGAGAUGGGUUCCUCCGGUUCGAGGCCCGCGAGCGCAGCGGCAGCGGCGGCGGGGGCGGAGGCGGUGGCGUACGUGGCGGCGGAGGAUGCCGACGCCCUCGAGUGCGGUGUGUGCUUCCACCCGCUCAAGCCCCCCAUUUUCCAGUGUGAUGAGGGCCAUGUGGUGUGCUCUCUGUGCCGUGACAAGCUCGCGCCAGCAGGCAAGUGCCAUGUGUGCGGCAUUGCCACGCGUGACUACCACAGGUGCCACGCCAUGGAGCGCCUGUUGGAGUCCAUCCGUGUCUCAUGCCCAAAUGCAGCCCAUGGCUGUGGUGCCAGACCGGCCUACUAUGAUCAGCAUGACCACUGUCAAACGUGUCCACACGCGCCGUGCCACUGCCCGGGCAAGGACUGCAACUUCCUUGGCUCGACAGAAGCGCUCCUGGACCACUUCACCAGUGCACAUGGUUGGCCUUCCACCACCAAGAUCAGUGCCUUUGAGACAUGCUGCAUCUGCCUCCGCGACGGAUUCAACUUCAUCCUCGCUGACUGCACUGAGGACGACGAUCAUUUAACUACCAGCAGCAGCAGCCGUCGGUACCUGUUCCUCCUGAACGUGACGCGGCAAUCACUUGGCUGCUCCAUCACUGUGCACUUCACCGGUCAUGAGUCACCCUCAGAAGCACUAAUAUGUGUGCUCGGGUACUCACGGGUACUUUAUGACCCUCGUGAUCGUCAUAAGUUCCUGGGCAGCCAUUCUCUGCAAUCUGAGAUCAAUGUGGAAUGCAUGGAUCUCUCCAAUGGGCUGCCCAACCCUGAGGACUGCUUCCAGUUCGUCGUGCCAGAUUCUGUUAUUAGAAAGAAAGACAAGAAGGAUGGUAUCCGCGCUGAAGUCCGUAUCGGCAUCAUCAAUCUGGAGUAGUUCUUUCUUUUUGUUAAUUAGGACCUCAUGUUGUCCACCACCAGUUUCUUUCUUGGUGGUUCUAUGUGCAUGCAAGAGUUGAUUUCAAGUCAAGUAAUAUGGCAAUGACAAGAGUUCCAAAACAACAGAAGCAAAAUGUCUUGGUUUGGACAGAAGACAUUUUUCUUCUGUUGUAGAGACUAACAUCAACAAAUCCCUUGAUUUGGAUGCUUAUAUGUUGAUGGAGAUAGUAAUAAUAUAAUUUAGAUGUUUUGGCUUGCCUUCA
Molecule: messenger RNA, 1691 nt
Organism: Panicum hallii
Lineage: Eukaryota; Viridiplantae; Streptophyta; Magnoliopsida; Poales; Poaceae
Product: putative E3 ubiquitin-protein ligase SINA-like 6
Exons: 2
Coding region: 437-1426 (329 amino acids)
Cellular component (GO): cytoplasm
Molecular function (GO): zinc ion binding; ubiquitin protein ligase activity
Source: RefSeq, a predicted model, not a curated record